Messenger RNA from Cucurbitaria berberidis CBS 394.84, 446 nucleotides. RefSeq names its product Sm-like ribonucleoprotein. Gene Ontology annotation, biological process: mRNA splicing, via spliceosome; maturation of SSU-rRNA. NCBI's taxonomy places the organism in Eukaryota, Fungi, Ascomycota, Dothideomycetes, Pleosporales, Cucurbitariaceae. The transcript has 4 exons. The coding region runs from base 108 to 377 and encodes 89 amino acids. Gene Ontology annotation, molecular function: RNA binding. Gene Ontology annotation, cellular component: nucleolus; P-body; sno(s)RNA-containing ribonucleoprotein complex. The record is from RefSeq and is a predicted model, not a curated record.
CAGCGACACCUACCUCGACACAACACGAUACGAUACUGUAGCCAGCGAAAAUUUUCGACCAUUGACAACUACAGCGAAGCCAUAAUCAUCAACCAUACCAAGCUGCAAUGUCCACCAACGGCGAGAGUCCAGCACCUGAGGCCGCGGGCGACUCGAGAGAUCCCAGCGGCUUCCUCAGCGAAAUCAUCGGUGCUCCAGUCACCGUCAAGCUGAACUCUGGCAUCAUUUACAGGGGCAAUCUUCAGUCAGUCGACGGGUACAUGAACAUUGCCCUCGAACGGUGCAAGGAAGUAUCAGAUGGCCAAGUAACUCGCAACUGGGGGGAUGCCUUCGUUCGCGGCAACAACGUCACAUACAUUUGCGCAGACAACGCAUGAUUAGGUAGAACUACUUCAUAAAAUUGAGUAAUGAUUUAUGAUUUCCAGACUACUCGUAGUCAAGUGCCG